UUCGCGUGGAGCAGAAUGGUAUGCUACGGCCCUGGAAAAAUAUCCUCCAGGAGGCGCUAAAAGCAAUGGAGGAAGCCGGUGAAUUUAGCUUUGCGGGAGGACAUCGGGAGUUUUGGCAACGGUUGGACCAGCAGAUGGCAAAGGUAUCGCAGAACGAUGAAGCCCUCGAAGUCGUGUUUCGUGACAUAGAACGAAUGAUGCUCCUCGGGCCAGAACAGCUUGCACUGGAAACCCUAACGGAACCCUUAAUCUCAACCUUCAGCGAAGCGCCCAUGGCGGUAGUCACUGCCACUCAAGUCAAACAAAAGCGCCGGCAUCGGAAACAAAACCAGACCAGCAACCCCAAUCGACCGAACGAGCAGUCAAUCCAAGGAUCACUGGGUAGCUCGUCUCCAAGUCACUUGCCGCAAAGCCUCAAGCUUCAGAAAUCAGACUUCUUACUAUCUUUGCGGAACGGCACCCGACGCACUUUUUCCUGGACCGAUUUCCGCACGGCUUUGUGCAGCGUAGGCUUCACGAUGGAGCCAGUCGGAGGUUCAGCUUUUCGCUUCGUACUCUUUGAGCCUCUGAGCAAACAGAAAUCGUCAAUUAUUUUUCAUAAACCACAUGGGAAGUCCAGUGAGGUGGCUCUAAGUCUCGGCCAAGCCCGACAAGUUUGGCUGAAGAGGCUUGAGAGACACUUCGGUCUCAAUAAAACCUGACAGCAUUGAGGAG
This is a messenger RNA of Colletotrichum phormii, 714 nucleotides long. RefSeq lists its product as uncharacterized. NCBI's taxonomy places the organism in Eukaryota, Fungi, Ascomycota, Sordariomycetes, Glomerellales, Glomerellaceae. The record is from RefSeq and is a predicted model, not a curated record. The coding region runs from base 21 to 701 and encodes 226 amino acids. The transcript has a single exon.